AAACCAUCAACGUGUAAGGCUUGAUCAAACUAAACUUUGUUCUUUGUUUUCUUAUGUAUAAUAAUAAUACUAAUUCUAAUUGUAUUUGAUAUAUAUAUAUAUAUAUAUAUAUAUAUAUAUAUAUACCGGGAAUUAACGUAUCCAUAUAUACACACACACUCCCACACAUAUCUAAAGUGUAUCUACACAAAUAAGAAAAGGAAAGGAAAGGAGAGAGAGAGAGAGAGAGAGAGGGGGGGGAGAGAGGGAGAGAGAGUGAUCAAAUUCCAAUAUUUUAUAAAAUAUAUAUAUAUAUAUAAAUAAAAUAUUGAUAUAACAUGAAAUUUCAAGUUUGGUACGCGAUUCUCUUAACGGCAAUUGCAAUGAUCAAAGCCGAAAUAGACGUAAGUACAGAUAAUUUAUUCGAUAAUAAAGAUUUGGGAUAUAUUGUGAAGAAGGAAAGUUUCGGAAAUCAAGGACGUUCUCUAAAUGAUGCUGAUGAUAAUGAUGAUGACAAUUUGUCAAAAAACGAAAAAUUUAUUGAAAUUAAUGAAAUUGAUAAAUCAAUAGAAAAGCACUUCAACAUCAUAACCUCUAACUUGAAUAUUACUGAUAAUAGCACUGUCGAAAAUACCACCACAAGUAUCGUUAAAAAUACCACCCCAAGUAUUGUUGAAAACACCACCUCAAGUACUGACGAAAAUAUUGAAAGCACAUCAUCAAAAAUAUCAGUAUCAACCAUUGCAAGUUUGGAGGAUUAUCCAUAUCAAGUUCAUGGAGAAAAAGGGACAUGUAUAUUGUCGAAAAUGACGAUCUCAUUAACUGUGACGUACAACAACACAGAGAUGGAGACUGCUAAAACAAUCUUGAACCCAUCAUCUUCUUACAUAACGACCAAUGGUUAUUGCAAUGAGCCAUAUUCUGCUAUGCAAUUAACUUGGCCGAUCGAAGAACCUGAAUCAAAAGCAAAUCUUAAUUUGACAAUGGCAAAAAUGAACAAUAUUACUUUUAGUUUGAAGACAAACGAUGAAGAUUCUAAAUUUUCAGUUUUUCAAAUACUCGUAUCGAUACGUUUAGAUCCACUUAAUUUUCCGGAUGCAAUAGAAGCAGACAUAUUGCAGACUACCGACCCUAAUUUAAUGUUAUUUAAAGCUUCUGCUAUUAAUGGUAAAUAUAAAUGCAAUAUUCCAAUUAUUGUUAGAACAGAAUCGGUUGAAAUAAAAUUGAGCGACGUUGAAUUAAUAGUUCUCAAUACGGAUGACAAUAUUUCAUCGAGAUACGAGGAGAACUGUGUUCAAAAUAUUGAUGAAAUUUUUAACGUAGUAAAUAUUGUUGGAAUAAUCAGUGUACUUAUUAUUGCUAAAGUAGCGAUUUGUUUCAUUGGAUAUAUGAUAUGGCGACGAUAGUGAAAUUCGAUGAUCGCUUUUAUGGACAUUUUAUUAAAGGAAGAAAAUAAAAAGAAAAGAAAAGAGAAAAGAACAAGAAAAAAAUAUCAAAAUAAAAAAAAAGACCCUUUUUUUUGUAAUAUCACGAGGAGGAAGGAGAGGAGAUUAUUUUUAAAAGAAAUUUUUGAAGGAAAAGAAAAGAAAAGAAAAGAAAAGAAAAUAAAAGAAAAGAGAAAAAAGAAAAAGAUGGAAGAAAAAAAGAGAGGAUCACUUUCGUUUAGUUUUCUGUGAGAAAAAGGAAGGGAAGAAAGAAUGAAAAGAAAAAACAAAAAGAGAGAGAGAGAAAGAAAAAGAUACUUGUUCUAUCGCAAUAUUUAUCCUGCUAUUUCUAAAUGAUCAUUGUUAAUAUAAAAAUCAUUAUUGAUAUGUCUUUAUAUUCCUUGCAAAAUUAAUAUUAAUUCAUAUAAAAUAUUACGUUCGUUAAUUCGUCGAUAUUUUUUAUCAAUCAUAAAUGAUAAAGUAGAUAUUCGUUUUUAAAUGAUUAUCGACUAAUGGUACAUUAAUUGCUAAAACGAAUAAAUGAAAAAUGAAUGAAGGGAAAAAAAGCAAUGUAGAGAUUAUAAAAAAAAAAAAAUCAAUGCGUUAAUAAUCAUUGACAAAGGAAAGUAAAACGAAUGAGAAGAGAAAUAAAAGAAAAAGAAAAGAAAAGAAAAAUACCUGCGAAAAUCUCUUUCUCUACGAAAAAGAGGGAAAGAGAGAGAAACGUACCUUUAAAAUUUAAAGGGCAUUGUAAGCUUAAGUUACGUAUGAUUUAUCUUGAAAGUUAUUUUCUAUUGUACGGAUAGAAGCAAAACUCCGGAAAAUUAUUGUACAGGAUUCUUACUUACAAUAAAAUAGAGAAGAUAAAGUAUUGAA
Vespa velutina is the source of this 2279-nucleotide messenger RNA. RefSeq lists its product as uncharacterized. The transcript has 5 exons. Bases 318 to 1385 code for a protein of 355 amino acids. NCBI's taxonomy places the organism in Eukaryota, Metazoa, Arthropoda, Insecta, Hymenoptera, Vespidae. The record is from RefSeq and is a predicted model, not a curated record. Gene Ontology annotation, cellular component: membrane.